GGCUGUUGUUGAAUGCUCUAGUAGCGCCUUCCCAUGCAUCCAUCCCCGCCGAGAGUCUUGAUACUCCAGAACAAUGCUCCACCGACCAGGACCGUGAUUAUUACGAACAAGUUCCGGGGCAAGCGAUAUCGUGGCGCCCGGAAAAGCUGCUACCGGAAGAAGCGCAGCGGCGGGCGAUACAUACCGCAAGAGCUCAGUCACUAGUGGCAGAAACGAACGAGCAACGGCCAAUCAAGUGGGCGGCUGGUAAACAUUUGUCCGCCAUGGGCUAUCAAGACCGGCCCUAUGCCUCCCGCGUCUACAUGUUGCUUUUGUGCCGAACAGUCGUAUAUCCGAUCACAUUGAGCUUUCAAGAGAAACCUCUGGCUUUCAUCAAGUCAGACUCUAGCAACAGCUCUACUCACCGGCAUUUGUACCUCGCAUCAGUGCCGCAACCGUUUAAACGUCUACUUUGUACAGCAACUAUGCUUGCAACCCCACAUCAGAGUCUGCCUCACUCUUCCGGCCCACACAGCAGUCAUAUACACCAGCACAGCACCAACGACUUAGAUGCGGUUGCAACAACCAAGCGUCUGAUCCGAGACUUCCUGCAGCGCCUCCCUUACCGUGAUCCCGGCCAUCUCCCCAAUGCCACACUCCGAAAAGAAGUCGUAGCCGAGGUCGUCUCGUGGAAUUUGAAUCUGGAAUCAAGCUACGUCGAAGCCGUCGUCGAUACAGCCGCCGCCACCGGGGAGUAUACUUAUGGGCACAUGAGCUACGAGUAUCAGCGGUUUUCCGCCAUGUACACUGUGUGUUUGGCUUUCGUAGAUGACCAGGGGUACCGCAUCCCUGACGCGAUGGGACAAUUCGGCCAGCGGCUCCUCCUCGGACAGCCGCAGCUGCACCCCGCUCUGGCGCGGUUGGCCGCACUGCUCAAGACCGUUCACGAACUUUUCGCCCGUGUCAGCGCCGACGCCAUCGUGACCAACACACUGGACGGAAUCUCCGCGAUGUACGUCGAAGUGACUUCGAAGGACAGCAUUUGUUCCCCUUUAGCUACCAAAUAUCCGUACUACCACCGUCUGAGGGUUGGUUUCGCGUCUGGAUACGCGCACAUCGGUUUCGUGAAGAGUUUGGAAGACGUACUAGGCACCUCCCAUCUACAAUUGAUACCUGAUCUGGAGCUUGUGGUCGUUGGUUUCAACGAUAUACUCUCUUAUUACAAAGAGAUGCUCGUCGGCGAGGAAAACUACAUCAACCUACGAGCAGUGAAUGAAGGCAAGAAGCCCCUCGCAGUGCUUUCCGAACUGAUCGAAGAGUGUCUGGAUGCCGCUCGCACCAUCACGCAGUUGGCUUCCAGGACGCCUGGCCUGGAGGCGAUUUGCUCAAGCGUCAUGAACGGCUAUGUCGAGUUCCACCUCAAGGCGCGUCGGUAUCAUCUGGAGGAAUUGAGCUUUGCGGAGCAAUCCUAG
Dichomitus squalens LYAD-421 SS1 is the source of this 1451-nucleotide messenger RNA. RefSeq names its product terpenoid synthase. The transcript is spliced from 8 exons. The record is from RefSeq and is a predicted model, not a curated record. The coding region runs from base 264 to 1451 and encodes 395 amino acids. NCBI's taxonomy places the organism in Eukaryota, Fungi, Basidiomycota, Agaricomycetes, Polyporales, Polyporaceae. Gene Ontology annotation, molecular function: carbon-oxygen lyase activity, acting on phosphates.